GAAUUCUACUGUACAACCGUAAUAGCUCUUUGGUUUUGGUUGCUUCCAUACCUAUUCUGGUUGCAAAAAAGAGUCCAAUUUGUACGUAAAAUGCAACAGUUUUGCAACUCCCACUAAAGAAUAUUCACUACCGGACUGUAAAGUAUAGCCGGAGACUCAGAUUUUUCUUUGUACUACUAUUCAGUUCUUUGCUCACAAAAUGAAGCUCCUAAUAAGCAAAUCAGCAAGCAACUAGCAAGCAAAUGUACCAUGGUAGCAGCAGCAAGAGGAUCAAGGCCGCGCAAAGCAGCUCGCAAACAUCAGGGGCGGAUUGUGACCCCCCAACAAGGCGUGACAAAUCAUCAGCAAUGGUGUCGGUACCAAAGAGGGAGUUUGUGCAAGCACUUGAUCUAAUAGGAGGAGGGAURCAAGAACUARCAACAUACUGAUUAAUCAUUUGAGAUCUUUAUGGGGAUCCGUCGAAAUUUAGUAUCAUUGUCGAUGAGCAGCGUCAAUGACCGACGUCCGUGUCUUAAUUUCCUUACUACUUGUCCCCCCUUAAUGCAAUCGAAAAAAUCAUAAAAAUAGUACUGUGUAUAUGUUAACUGUUUUGCGUUUUGCUAAUAGCCUCAACAAGAGGAUCAUCUUAAUAGCUGACAGGAGUGUCGGUAUCAGUGUUGUCGGGGUGUUAUCGAGGUGAUUGUCAUUGUCGAGAAUUCUUCUCUCGAACUUUUUUUUUUCAUAGAAUUUCAUAGAAUUUGCCUUCUGCGUGACAGUGUGAGUACUCGUACUUCUCAUCAAUCAACCUGAUACAGCACCAUACUUACUCGUACUCACCGCCGCCCUCGCUCUGGCUUGGUGCAUCUACGUAUAUUAUGUACUACAUCGUACAUGGUUGCAUUUUUGGUUGAUAUUCCUUUGUGUACUUGUCCGGUAAAUAACUGAUUGGCAUCGAACACGACACAAAAUCAAGGAAUCAAAAUACCGGUACCGGUACCUGCACAGUACGUAAUUGACCGAACACAACUCCGGAACAGCAAAUACUAUGUCGUGAAACACAUCUAACGCCGACGUAAGAUUCUUUGAAUAAAGAAUCAAGAAUCUAAAAGAAAUGCUAUUUGGCACCAUUURCCCGCCCGUACUUUGUACCGUCCCCUUUUUAAUCUUCAACAUUUUGCGUCUUCUUCUCUUCGUAGUCUCUCUCUUUCCGGGAUUCCUUAGGUUUGGUUGGUAUUACUUCAUUUCUUCCAAUCGAGUUUCGGUCAGGUAUGGAAAAAAAAGUGUCAGACAAAAAUUAGAUGUGUACCGCUCGUGUGAAAAACUGGACAGUCAACGAGAAGUGCUGCUAAAUGGAGAGCAUCCCGGUUCAGCAAAGAAAUUCCAUUCCAAUGCUCCAGUUAUUGUAUUCUACACCGGAGGAGCUUGGAUAAUCGGAUACAAAAUGUGGGGUGCUCUCUUGGCUAGAGCACUAACAGCCGCGGGGGUAAGCUGAUUGGUGCCAUCGAAGUGAUAGUUCCCAAGCACACGUGUCAGAUGAAUGCCUCUCACUGAUCCCACUCGUAAUUGUGCGAAACAAGGUUGUCGUCGUSAUCCCUGAUCUACGCAACUAUCCUCUUGUUAGUAUACCGCAGAUGGUCGACGACGUAGAUUCAGCUCUAGAUUGGACGAGCAACAAUAUUUCACAAUAUGGAGGCGACCCUACAAACAUAGUUGUUGUCGGUCAAUCUGCUGGCGGUCACGUUGCAUGCGUGGCUCUUUUUAGAAAGAUUCGAAAAAAUAUUGAUAAAAAUAAUGACAAUGCGAAGUCAAAUGGUGAAUGGAUGACGUCUCAUAUAAAAGGAUUUGCAGCAGUUUCAUCCCCGCUCAAUUUAGGGUCACCGCUCACUAAAAGCUUUAGACGAUUGGGCUUUGACGAUGUUAUGGUCGAUCGGAUGUUUGGAUUCCAGAAAGAUAAAUAUGAUCCAUAUUUGACGUUGGAAGAACUUCAAAACUCAGAGCUUGAGCAUGAGUUCUUGAAAGCGCUCCCUCCAUUUUGCAUAUACCAGGGCACGGACGAUAAGACGGUUCCAUUUGAAGUUUCCGAGUCAUUUUACCGAAAACUUUCAAAUACUUCGUCGAACACGAAAUCUGUUUCGUUCGUUUUGUACGAUGGCUGGAGCCAUACCGAUCCAAUUUUGGAAGGGCCGAUGGAUGCUGACCAUAGGUUACACAAAGAUUUGCUUGACAAUGUUAAUGAGUGGACUACUGUUCCGAAUUUAACUUGGCCAACGUGUCGAAGAUUGAACGGUAGRUUGUGCCCUCAUUUUAUGGUAGAAAUAAGUAGAUUCAUAAAUCCAUUCUAGUCGUUUCGCCACGUUGAUUUUGUUUCUGCCAAAAUAAUCAACUGAGGAUACAUGAACGAUGGAGCAGUAUCCAACAUGGACUUUUGGCAAAUGAGGUACCAUCCAGUUUUUGAUUGCAACCAUCUUGGUUCAUUUGAAUGGCAGAGAAACAAUCCUCUCCACCUACAUUAGAAUUCAAAUCCAUACCACAGCAUACCUAUAUUAUCUUCUUCAUCAGUCUGCAUUAAGCUAGACAGCAAAUCC
Pseudo-nitzschia multistriata is the source of this 2564-nucleotide messenger RNA. NCBI's taxonomy places the organism in Eukaryota, Bacillariophyta, Bacillariophyceae, Bacillariales, Bacillariaceae. The record is from the annotation of a GenBank genome assembly.